This is a messenger RNA of Cyprinus carpio (common carp), 816 nucleotides long. Its product is annotated as ras-related C3 botulinum toxin substrate 3. Gene Ontology annotation, biological process: regulation of actin cytoskeleton organization; motor neuron axon guidance; establishment or maintenance of cell polarity. Gene Ontology annotation, molecular function: GTP binding; protein kinase binding; GTPase activity. Gene Ontology annotation, cellular component: cytoskeleton; cytoplasmic vesicle; cell projection. The record is from RefSeq and is a predicted model, not a curated record. NCBI's taxonomy places the organism in Eukaryota, Metazoa, Chordata, Actinopteri, Cypriniformes, Cyprinidae.
UUCGUCUUUUUUCGGAAGCAUCGUGAAACACCCCGACUGCCACCGACAGCUGCUGCUGCAGCUGAACAGCAAUUGUGCCAGCCCACAGGCACCCUCACAUCACAUUUCAGACGAUUUCUUCGGAUUCCUCGCUCGUCGGAUAUUACUCGUGCACUGCAAAUGCAAGCCAUUAAGUGUGUUGUUGUCGGCGACGGUGCCGUGGGUAAGACAUGCCUGCUCAUCAGCUACACCACUAAUGCCUUCCCAGGAGAGUAUAUUCCCACAGUAUUUGACAACUACUCUGCCAAUGUUAUGGUGGAUGGCAAACCUGUCAACUUAGGCCUCUGGGAUACAGCAGGACAGGAGGACUACGAUCGCCUUAGACCACUCUCCUAUCCCCAAACAGAUGUGUUUUUAAUUUGCUUCUCUCUGGUGAGCCCUGCUUCAUUUGAGAAUGUAAGAGCAAAGUGGUACCCUGAGGUUCGCCAUCACUGUCCAAACACCCCCAUAAUACUUGUGGGCACUAAACUUGAUCUGCGAGAUGACAAAGACACGAUUGAACGUCUGCGGGAUAAGAAACUAGCUCCCAUCACUUAUCCGCAAGGUCUUGCUAUGGCUAGAGAGAUUGGUUCUGUGAAGUAUCUGGAGUGCUCUGCUCUUACACAGCGGGGUUUAAAAACCGUGUUUGAUGAGGCCAUCCGUGCUGUUUUAUGUCCUCCACCUGUAAAGAAAAGGGGCAAGAAGUGUACUGUAUUUUGAGGAACACCGCAACUCAUCAAUAUGCCAUGUAACCAGCAGGCUCUUGCUCUUCAGCUCUGCUGUUAGCAACAGAAAAGU